CUCCUAUUUCUCAAUUCUCGCCUAUCAUCACUCGUGACCCGUCAACUUAGUGAGCGAGUCGAGAGCUUUAUCACUCACUAGCCCAGCAUAUAUACUCCUCUCUCUCUUCAGUCUGCUCCUCUACUCAACAUCCAACUCCAACUCCAAUAACUACCAUGAGCAGCCUUACUACCGGUACCGAGAUGCCCUUCAGAGGCAUCGUAGCCAACUCUUCGGACUCCAGUCCACAGAAUGUAGCCCCUCCAACCCAGCUUCACAACCAAUGUCCCACCGCUCCUUCAGUGGUCCCCUCAGCAGACUUCAACAAACUCGUCUUCGACCCGCAGCACUUCAAAUCGCUUGUCCACAGCAUCAAGAACGAAAUGGACAAUGGCCGCUUCCAGGAUCUCGUUCUCAGUGACACAAUCUACCAGCAGAUGCAGAUGAUGUCUGAGGCUUUGCUGUUCGAGGUUUUCGCUGAUGCCAAUCUCACUGCUAUCAGGGAUCGUCGCUUGACCGUAACUCCAAAGGACAUGUGUGCUUCAGCUACUGGCGAAGGCCGCAACCUGAUAAACUUCAGUAUCAAGAAGAUGCGUGAGGAGGAGGAGAAGUCCGAUGAGGAUGAAGAGAUGACCGACAAGGAGGACGCUUCUGAUCCCGAGAAAGAGCAGUAGUGAUAUCUCCACAUCAAGACUUUCCAAAACAACCUCACCUCAAACAAUCACGAGACGACAAAAGAAAG
Messenger RNA from Aureobasidium pullulans EXF-150, 721 nucleotides. RefSeq lists its product as uncharacterized. The transcript has 3 exons. The record is from RefSeq and is a predicted model, not a curated record. Gene Ontology annotation, molecular function: DNA binding; protein heterodimerization activity. Lineage: Eukaryota; Fungi; Ascomycota; Dothideomycetes; Dothideales; Saccotheciaceae. The coding region runs from base 156 to 653 and encodes 165 amino acids.